Rotaria sordida is the source of this 249-nucleotide messenger RNA. The record is from the annotation of a GenBank genome assembly. Lineage: Eukaryota; Metazoa; Rotifera; Eurotatoria; Philodinida; Philodinidae.
AUGAUCAACGUUACUGUAGCGAAUGAAGGUGGAAUACUGUGGAAUUGGCAACUAUUGCGAGAUGUAUUCGAUUGGGGCAUUUGGAAAAUAUUCGGACAAGUAGCCGAACCAUAUAAAAAUAAUGCUACCGAUAUGGAUGUAGUUAGCGAAAAUGAUGCUUAUGGCACAUUUGUUUUCUUAUAUACAGUUGCUUUCGUAGUAAUAUCAAAUGUACUUCUUUUGAACAUUCUUAUCGCGAUGUUUAAGUGA